Messenger RNA from Spirodela intermedia, 5166 nucleotides. The record is from the annotation of a GenBank genome assembly. Lineage: Eukaryota; Viridiplantae; Streptophyta; Magnoliopsida; Alismatales; Araceae.
AUGAACAUUCUGAUCCGGCGAUCUGCCUCGGCCGUGGGCGCCCCGGCGUCGCGGCAGGCGCUGGCGGCGCUGCUUGCGGCCGACCUCCCGGUCUUCUCCUCGCUGGCGUCACAGGCUGUUGCUCCCUGGUCGGGCAACGGGGAUGGGGCCCGGCGUUUUGGCGGACGUCUCGCUGGGGGGGCGAUGGGGCUUGGGUGGCGCCGGGAUUUCCAUUUCUCGGCGGGUUCUCUGGAGUUCAGAGCCUCUGGCGUCUCGUGCGCGGAGUACGCCGUGGACGAGGCGCCCUUUUGGGAGGAGGAGAGAUCGAGGGCGGCACCCGCGGAUGAAGGUCUUGAGAUCGCGAAGCUGGGGAUCGCACGCGAGAUCGUUGCGUCCCUGGCUCACAAGGGUAUCGCAAAGCUCUUCCCAAUACAGGUGAAUUUUCGGUCCACGAUCUGUACCCUGGCCCGUGAACUAGCUCUCAUACCUUUCCUCUUUCUAUACUCCUUUUUCAUAGCUUUUCUAGUUUGCUACUGUAGAAAUAAAUAACUUAUGUAUGAUCUGUUUCCUUUAUUGAAUCUCCCGCGAAUAUUCAUAUGCCUUUUCGUAUGUGAAUUAGAGUUACUCAACUUCAGGCUUACUAAUUUGAUGCGCCUGGGGUUUAUGAACACUAAAAUUAUAGACUCGGAUGACGGAAAGUUCACGUGAAUAUGAUUUAGAAACCACGGGCAGUGAGUUAUAUAGUUCCGUACAAGUCCUAAAGAAGGUAAGAUUAUUACGAGACAGUACUGGGAGUAAUUACCUACAUAUACGAAAUUAUAUGGAAGAGCUUUUCUUUAAUCACCACAUUCAGGUACCCUUCAGCAUCUGGAUCUCUAUCUUUCUGUAGCAAAAAGAAUAUUUAGCUGGUUCUAGGCAUCAAACUUCGUUUUUGCAGCAAAAAAAAUUGUGAUUCUUUGUUGUGUCUUCAGUUUCUGUAAGGGAAAUCUCACCAUAUUAUCCAGUCACUGCAGUGCAGCUGUCGACCUGAUUGGAGGAAUUUGAUGUCUAUAUACGAAUGCCACGUAGUUGCAGUUGUAGGUCUAAGCUUAGGCAUAGAGUUAUGUGCCAAAGGGAUGCUUGUUUCUACGAAUGCCAUGUUAGUGCAUUCAGCUGGUUCCCACAUUUUUGUUGAGUCUACAUCUGUUGCAGCUUAUGUUCUACGCAAUAGUUGAGAAAGAAAGUCAUGUGGACGUCUUCAAGACCGUAUUCGCUCAUGUUUUUCCGCGAGCCUUGUCGUAUUUUGUCAUAGAUGGUUUUUCCAACAGUGAAGCCCAUGUCUGAAUCAAUUAGGAUUUGUUAAGGGAGGGAACUAAUUGAGUGGAUGCUGCCAUUACGAACCUGAACAAUAGGGACACAGGAGGUAAGGUGGAGCUUAAUUCCAGUUUGGACACCUUUCUCCUUUUUCUUCUACCCAGUAUGAUGGUGAAUUGGAUGACCCACAUAUGAAUUGAUGACUUCAAACACAUGAACACGAUAAGUUUAAUUCGAUGGAGGGGAAAAACUGUAGAGUCAUGCUUGCUGAGGAGUUCCUGUUUUUGAUGAGGUUCACUUGUUGUCACAAACCUGUUGGUGAUCCUCUGGCUACUAGUGUAUCGAUUCUAAUUAUUAUUAAGCGAACGGGGUUGACCACUGAUCGGUUAAUAUCCCUUGUUACUUUUUUCCGUCAAUUGAAUGGAUGAACACUAACCUAUCUCCAGAAAAUUGAUCCAUCAAUCCCUUGCUGGAGUAACUUAUAUGUUAGCAACUAAGCAUUAUCUGCUGUCAAACCCGUACGAGUACAUGUUGGGCAAUUUACAUCACCAUCUUUUAUGGUACAUCCGGCCAGAUAAAAAGACACAGAGUGUUAAGGAGCGUAAGGAACGUAGUGAGGUGCAAAAUAUUGCGACUGAUGGUUGCAAAUAUGGCGCAGAAUCUUUGCAUCAGAUCUAAAACAACCAUCAGAUCUAUGCGCCGACGGACUUCUGUUGGUUUCAGUUGGACGAAAAUUUCGCACUAGACCAUUGCAGGAUUAUCGAAAAGUGCUGGUUGAUGUUUGGCGUUUCACCCUCUAUAGAGCAUUAAUAUAUAUUUCUGGAAGCAGAAACUUGAAAUUGAAUUAUCUUGGAAAAGAGUAUUUUGGAUAAGGUCUUGGCCAGGGUAAACAGCAGAUUACGCAAUCUAGUACUUCAUAGCUUUAAGUUAUUUGUGUUCUUUAAUGCCUCAACUUCUAACAGCUUGUUGAUGAGGCAUCUUUCUUGUUAGCACGUGUCUACAGUUUGAAAGGGUGCAAGUCUCCUGUUUUUAGUGGCCAGUUUCUUGUUGCUGAUUCAUUUUCUCUCCAUUUAUAGAGGGCUGUUCUGGAACCAGCAAUGCAGGGACGUGAUAUGAUCGGUCGUGCAAGAACAGGAACGGGCAAAACUCUUGCUUUUGGGAUUCCUAUCAUGGAUAAAAUCAUUCAAUUCAAUGCAAAGAAUGGGUUCGUACCAGUUAUCCCUUUUUGCCUCCUAUUCAGAAGUUUAUGCGUUUCGCUGCUGAACCCUUUUAUCCGUUACUGAAAUUUUCAGGUGUGGGAAAAACCCUUUGGCAUUAGUUCUGGCGCCUACCAGGGAACUUGCUAAGCAAGUGGAGAAGGAAUUCAAAGAAUCCGCUGGAAACCUGUAUACAUUAUGUGUCUAUGGAGGGUCACCCAUAGGACAACAGAUGAGGGCACUGAAUUAUGGUGUCGACGUGGUUGUUGGAACACCAGGUCGCGUCAUUGAUUUACUAGGGAGGGGUGCCUUGAAUCUGAGAGAAGUGCAGUUUGUCGUCCUGGAUGAGGCUGAUCAGAUGCUUAAUGUUGGAUUCAAAGAAGAUGUUGAAAAAAUAAUGGAAAGCUUACCUGAGAAUCGUCAGACAAUGCUGUUCUCGGCAACCAUGCCAACCUGGAUAAGAAACAUCACCCGGACUUACCUGAAGAACCCAGUUACCAUCGAUCUUGUAAGUAUCCAUCCCGUUGUCUAUGUUAUUAUCAAUAUUAUCAAUGAAAAUUGUACGCCAUCGGUCACAUCCAUGCAUUGUUAAUUAUAUGCCUAUGUUCUUUAUUUCUCUACCAUAUGCAUAGCAGUACUUUGGGUUUAGAGUGCGUGGUUCAAUACACUAAGUUGUUUUACUGCGUGUUGAACUUCAAUACACUAAGUUAUUCUAUUAUUUUUCUUUUGCAUGUAUUCGAUUCGAAUUUCGCAGCGGAUUAAUCGAUCAGCGCAUAGAUGCUCUUUCCAGAACAUGUUAUCUCGAUGUAAUAGAAUCAUUUAUGUGUAAUCUCUGUGUGAUAGAUCAUUCAUUUUCGAAAAGAAAUUAUUCUAUUAUUUUUCUUUUGCAAGUACUCGAUUCGAAUUUGGCAGCAGAUUAAUCAAUCAGCGCAUAGAAGCUCUUUACAGAAUAUGUUAUCUAUAUGUAAUAGAAUCAUUCAUGUGUAAUCCUUGUGUGAUAGAUCAUUCAUUUUCGCAAAUAAGUUAUUCUAUUAUUUUUCUUUCGCAAGCAUUCGAUUCGAAUUUGGCAGCAGAUUAAUCGAUCAGUGCAUAGAUCCUCUUUCCAUAAUAUGCAAUAGAAUCAUUUAUGUGUAAUAAUCUCUAUGUGACAGAAUCCCUAUUUGUAAUCUAUGUAAUCUUCUAUACUGUAGGUUGGUGAUUCUGAUCAGAAACUGGCAGAAGGGAUUACUCUCUAUUCUAUCACAUCAGAUAACUAUGGAAAGGCGUCGAUUGUUGGCCCACUGAUAACAGUACGUGCAUGAUUGUCUGAAUUAUCAUUCAAGUUACCUCUUAUUCCAUCUAAUUAUCGUGUGAUGACAUUCUUGCUUGCCAUUUUAGGAGCAUGCAAAGGGGGGGAAAUGCAUUGUUUUCACCCAAACAAAGCGUGAUGCUGACCGGCUGGCCUAUUUCAUGGCGAAGACUCACAAAUGCGAGGCUCUGCACGGCGACAUAUCACAGAGUCAGAGGGAGAGAACGCUCGCUGGUUUUAGAGAUGGACACUUUAAUAUCCUAGUGGCAACCGAUGUCGCUGCCCGGGGGCUGGACAUUCCCAACGUUGACUUGGUAUGAUCUUUUGACCUUUUGCAUCUAAGAUCUGGGUAUUGGUAUGAGUUCCUACGCUAUCUUGAGUGCCCCAUAUGAUUAUUGUUGAAAGCUCUCUAGGAUCUCAAAAAACAGUCUGAAAAGAAUAUAUAUAUUUUAAUGAUACUUUGGUGAUAUUACUAUUUCCUGCUUACUCUGAUCUUGAUCAUCUGAUUCGAUUUACGAUACUAGAGAUUAACUUUUUUAAGGGUUUCCUAUGCUCAGUUGAGUGCCUGGGCAGUAGAUUCUUAUUUGAAUUAUUGUUCUUGGGUGAUCUGCCGGGCAGUUCUCCUGAUCAUCAUCCUCUUUAUCCGUCUCCAGGUUAUUCACUAUGAACUGCCCACCACGUCUGAGAUCUUCGUCCAUCGAUCUGGCCGGACGGGCCGGGCCGGCAAGAAGGGGAAUGCCAUCCUCAUUUACUCCGAACAGCAGUCUCGGGCCAUCAGGCAGAUCGAGGUUGACAUCGGAUCUAAGUUCAACGAGGUGAUCAUGGCUAAUAAUUGGGCGAAAUUAUUAAAUAUAUCAUGUAGAUGAUAUUAUUUUAUGGGUGUCUGAUAUUUGCCAAAAUUUCUGUUUAUUUUUGUUCUAGCUUCCAAGGAUUAAAGCCGAAGGUGGAAUGGAAGACUUCUUCGGUGGCCUGAGAGGUGGCCCUCCCAGUUCCUUUGGAGGCGGGCGAGGUGCUGACUCGGGCUAUGGCCGCUCGGGCAGCUUCGGCGGUGCGGGAUAUGGCCGCUCCGGUGGUUUUGGUAGCAGCGGCGGUGGUGGCCGCUCCAGCAGCUUUGGGGGCCGAUCCGGCAGCUAUGGUGGGUCAGGAUUCGGUGGCCGCUCUGGCGGUGGCAGUGAAGUAGGGUCGGGCCGCUCCGGCUCAUAUGGUGGAUCAAGUCCCUCCGGCGGCUUUGGCGGCGACUCUCGCUCCCGUGGCAGCUUUGGGCGUUCCAGUGGCUCCGGUGAUUUUGGCUCACUCCGCUCAAGGAGCUUCGGUGAUGGUGGCUCAGGCAGCUCUGGCGGCUUCGCAAACCUCGGCGCCGGGCUGUUUGACAGUGCCGACAAGUUCGGCUCAGGAAGAAGAUCCUCCUGA